This is a messenger RNA of Electrophorus electricus (electric eel), 5499 nucleotides long. The record is from RefSeq and is a predicted model, not a curated record. Lineage: Eukaryota; Metazoa; Chordata; Actinopteri; Gymnotiformes; Gymnotidae.
AGCAGGCAAGCAGAUUGUACAGUCUCUCCUAAAAAGGAUUUCUUCUUUACAACUCACGCACACGCUAUAUGCCGACCGAAGGGACAGCGUCUCAGGUAUCAGCAUGAAGAGAAAUACCAACUGUUGGUCUGUGGGACUCAAAAGUAUGAAAAGCGUGGACAGUACGGUGUCCGUUUAACCAUAACUAAUAACCCUAGCAUGUGGGAAAGUCAGUAAGCAUGCCCAGACAAGCAUGAACACUGGUGACACUGAAGACAGUGGAUUAUAAAAAAGGAAAGAGGACAGUAGGAAACCAAAGAGUGACCACUGAAUUGUUACUAAACUGAUGGUUUCAUCGGCUGCUGAGUGAAGAAUGCUCUCUAUAGGAGGUGACGCCCUCCUACAGAGUGGAGUUCGUGGCAAAGAUGUCCAAACUGGCCUUCAGCACAGCUGAGCAGGUCUUUUUUCUGUUCUCCACAAGUGAGCACGUGAUGUCCAAGGGCCACUGAGGUGCCUGACAUUAGUCUUUGGUGUAAAAAACCAAACCAAAAAACUUGAACCGUUAUUGAGAAACCAUUACCUUCUCCGUCAUGGUGCUGCAAAUGUGGUAUGGAACUCAUCUGCUCUGGAUCGGGCUUUUUGUAGGCGCGAUGGCAGAAGCUGGGGCCAGCCUGAAGUUCUCCGGAGCUGAGGGGCAGUGGGCGGCUUUUCCCAUGUGGAACGCCUGCUGUGAGAGUGAGAUGAGCUUCAGCAUGAAAACCAAGAGCUCCAGCGGGCUCCUCGUAUACCUGGACGACGAGGGCUUCUGCGACUUCCUUGAGCUGCUUGUGAGCGGCGGCAAGCUCCGCCUGCGUUUCUCCAUCUUCUGCGCCGAGCCCGUCAUGGCGCUCUCAGACGUAGAGGUCGACGACGGCGAGUGGCACGCCAUCGCCAUCAAGAGGAACUUCAAGAACACCACGCUCGUAGUGGACCAGGAGGUCAAGUGGGUAGAGGUUAAGUCCAAAAGGCGAGACAUGACUGUCUUCAGCCACUUGUACCUAGGAGGGAUACCUCCUGAACUGCGCUCCGUUGCCCUCCGGCUGACGUCGGACGUUGUGAAGGACCAGAUCCCCUUUAAGGGAUGGAUAGCAGACUUGAAGGUCAACAACUCUGUGCCUUCCAUGCUGAACAGUGGUGGGGUGGAGAGGGAUCUCUGUGGCAGUGCAAACGUGUGCAUGAACGGAGGGGUGUGCAGUAUUGUGAACGACGAACCCACGUGUGAUUGCUCAGAGACUGGCUAUCAGGGAAAGGACUGCAGUGAAGAAGACAGCCAGGCCGAAGGUCUUGCACACCUGAUGAUGGGAGACCAAGGUAAAAGUAAAGGAAAGGAGGAGUACGUGGCGACCUUCAAGGGCUCCGAGUACUUCUGCUACGACCUGUCACAGAACCCGAUCCAGAGCAGCAGCGACGAGAUCACGCUCUCAUUCAAGACCCUGCAGAGGAACGGCCUGAUGCUGCACACGGGCAAAUCGGCAGACUACGUCAACCUGGCGCUGAAAAACGGGGCAGUUUCGCUCGUCAUUAAUUUGGGCUCGGGGGCCUUUGAAGCCCUCGUGGAGCCAGUCAAUGGAAAAUUUAAUGACAAUGAUUGGCAUGAUGUCAAAGUAACGAGGAAUCUCCGUCAGCACUCAGGCAUUGGACACGCUAUGGUAACAAUAUCCGUGGAUGGGAUUCUGACUACCACGGGGUACACACAGGAGGACUACACCAUGCUGGGCUCGGACGACUUUUUCUAUGUCGGAGGAAGCCCUAGCACGGCCGACCUGCCAGGAUCACCUGUUAGCAACAAUUUUAUGGGUUGCCUAAAGGAGGUGGUAUACAAAAACAACGACGUGCGACUGGAGCUCUCCAGGCUGGCUUUGCAGGGCGACCACAAGAUGAAGAUCCAUGGUGUGGUGGCCUUCAAGUGUGAGAACGUGGCCACUCUUGACCCCAUCACGUUUGAGACCCCGGAGGCCUUCAUUACCCUGCACAAGUGGAACACCAAGAAGACGGGCUCCAUCUCCUUCGACUUCCGCACCACGGAGCCCAAUGGCCUGCUGCUCUUCAGCCACGGGAGGCCCAAGCAGCAGACCAAGGAGGCCAAGAGCCCCCUCACACUGAAGGUGGACUUCUUCGCCAUCGAGAUGCUGGACGGACACUUGUAUCUGCUGUUGGACAUGGGCUCGGGCGCCACCAAGACGCGGGCGGUCAACAAGAAGGUCAACGACGGCGAGUGGUACCACGUGGACUUCCAGAGGGACGGGAGAUCAGGUACCAUUUCCGUGAACACCAUCCGCACGCCCUACCAGGCCCCGGGAGAGAGCGAGAUACUGGACCUGGAUGAUAACCUGUACCUGGGAGGGCUGCCCGGGAACAAGGCAGGCCUGGUCUUCCCCACGGAGGUGUGGACGGCGCUGCUCAACUACGGCUUCGUGGGCUGCGUGCGCGACCUGUUCGUCGACGGUCAGAGCAAGGACGUGCGGCGCACAGCCGAGGCCCAGAAGGCGGCCGGCGUGAAGCCCUCCUGCUCUAGGGAGGCACCCAAGCAGUGCCUGAGCAACCCCUGCUUGAACCACGGCGUCUGCCGGGAAGGCUGGAACCGCUACGUCUGCGACUGCGCCGCCACGGGCUUCCUGGGCCAGUCCUGUGAAAGAGACGCCACCAUCCUGAGCUACGACGGCAGCAAGUUCAUGAAGAUCCAUCUGCCAGUGGCGAUGCACACGGAGGCCGAGGACGUGACGCUCCGCUUCCGGUCGCAGAGAGCCUUCGGAAUUCUCAUGGCGACCACUUCCCGGGACUCGGCCGACACCCUGCGGCUGGAACUUGAGACUGGACGUGUCCGGCUUACUAUUAACCUAGACUGUAUCAGGAGUAACUGUACCUCCAGCAAGGGCCCAGAGAGCUUGUCGGCCGGACAGGGUCUGAACGAUAACGAGUGGCACACGGUGCGGGUGUCGCGGAGGGGGCGCAGUCUGCAGCUGGGCGUGGACGAGCUGCAGCGCGUGGAAGUGGAGAUCCCCGGCGACCACACCCAGCUGGAGUUCCACAACAUCGAGACGGGCAUCGUCACAGAGCGCCGCCACCAGCCUGUGGUGCCCUCCAACUUCAUCGGGCACCUGCAGGCGCUGGCGUUCAACGGCAUGCCCUACAUCGACCUGUGCAAGAACGGCGACAUCGACUACUGCGAGCUCAACGCCAUGAUUGGCUUCAAGAACAUCAUCGCCGACCCCGUGACCUUCAGGUCUCGCUCCAGCUACGUUGCCCUGGCAACCCUGCAAGCUUACUACUCCAUGCACCUGUUCUUCCAGUUCAAGACCACCUCGUCCAACGGCCUCAUCCUCUACAACAGCGGCGACGGCAAUGACUUCAUAGUGGUGGAGCUUGUCAAAGGCUACCUGCACUAUGUAGCAGACCUGGGCAACGGUGCCCACCUCAUCAAGGGUAACUCCAACAAGCCCCUGAACGACAACCACUGGCACAACGUCAUGAUCUCCCGAGACACUAACAACCUGCACACCGUCAAGAUCGACACCAAGGUCACCACACAGACCACCAUGGGGGCCAAAAACCUGGAUCUGAAGGGGGACCUUUAUAUUGGGGGUGUGGCCAAGGAUAUGUACAGGGACCUGCCCAAGCUGGUGCACGCCAGAGAGGGCUUCCAAGGCUGCCUGGCGUCCGUGGACCUGAACGGCCGGCUCCCUGACCUCAUCUCUGAUGCACUCGCUUGUGUGGGUCAGAUUGAGAGGGGCUGCGAAGUUACGUUGAUGAAAGCUGACCUGCAAGGUCCAAGCACCACUUGUCAGGAGGACUCGUGUGCCAACCAGGGGGUGUGUCUGCAGCAGUGGGAAGGUUUCAGCUGUGACUGCAGUAUGACCUCAUUCGGUGGGCCGCUGUGUAACGACGCGGGGACAACGUACAUCUUCGGCCGGGACGGCGGGCGGAUCAAGUACACGUGGCCGCCCAACGAUCGUCCCAGCACUCGAGCCGACCGGCUGGCGCUGGGAUUCAGCACACAGCAGAAGGAGGCGUUGCUGAUCCGCGUGGACAGCUCCUCAGGCCUCGGAGACUAUCUCAAACUGCACAUUGACAAAGGCAACGUGGCGGUGAUCUUCAACGUGGGCACAGACGACAUCAACAUCGAGGAGAAGUCGAAGUUCGUCAACGACGGCAAGUACCACGUGGUGAAGUUCACGCGGAGCGGGGGUAAUGCCACGCUCCAGGUGGAUGACCUGCCCGUCAUUGAGCGCUACCCCACAGGAAACAUUGAUAACGAACGACUGGCGAUCGCUAGGCAACGAAUCCCAUAUCGACUCGGUCGAGUAGUUGACGAAUGGCUACUCGACAAAGGUCGGCAGCUGACAAUUUUCAACAGCCAGACCACCAUCCAGAUCGGGGGCUGGGAUCGUGACCGCAGUCAGUCCUUCCAGGGCCAGAUGUCGGGCCUGUACUACAACGGCCUGAAGGUGUUCAACAUGGCUGCCGAGGGCGACCCCAACGUGCGCACGGAGGGCAGCGUGCGUCUGGUCGGCGAGGCGCCCUCUUCAUCCUCGUCCAUUACCCCGCAGUCGGGCUCCACCGCCAACCGCUCUGACGCCUCCACCUCCGUCAUGGAGACCACCACCACCACCACCACCGCAGCCUCCGGCCGGAGGGUGAAGCAGACCACCCCGAGGGAGCCGCAGCAGACAACAGACGACGUGAUGGUGGCAUCUGCUGAGUGUCCGAGUGACGACGAAGACAUUGACCCGUGUGAGCCGAGCUCAGGUGGGUUAGCGAGCCCCACGGGCCCUGCCGUGAAGGGCUACCCCGACCCCGUGGAGGUGGUCCGAGAGUCCAGCAGCACCACGGGAAUGGUGGUGGGCAUCGUGGCCGCGGCUGCCCUCUGCAUCCUCAUCCUGCUCUACGCCAUGUACAAGUACCGCAACCGCGACGAGGGCUCCUACCACGUGGACGAGAGCCGCAACUACAUCAGCAACUCGGCGCAGUCCAACGGCGCCGUGGUGAAGGAGAAGCAGCCUGCAGCGGUCAAGGCGCCCAGCAAGGGAAAGAAAAACAAAGACAAAGAGUAUUACGUUUGAGCUUCGCUCCACCGAGCUCUUGCCACACCCACUUUUCUGAGGACCUUAUUUUUGUUUGUUUGUUUUUCUUUAUUUCUUUUGUUUGGCUCCGAAAGAGUAACACGAAAAAACCCAUUCUGUGUAUAAUAACGAGGAUUGGAAGGAGGAUAAAAAAAACCGACCACUUUGAAAAAUGUUAGUCCAUUUAUCUAAGAUAUUGCGCUACGCUGCAAAAUACACUGAGCAGGUGAGGGAGGGGCUUUGGCGUUCGGGGGGGGGGUUUCCCUUCGGGUGCAUCGGAGCCAAGGAGUGGGGGGGACGCGUACGGGCUGGACAAGCGGGACAUCGAGUCAGGGACAGACCGGACCGAGGGGCAAAAAAGCUGAUUAAAUAUCCGCCGAUCGGCCAUAAUCAAGCAGAUUACGGAGACGAAGCCCGUUUA